Molecule: messenger RNA, 6115 nt
Organism: Drosophila mauritiana
Lineage: Eukaryota; Metazoa; Arthropoda; Insecta; Diptera; Drosophilidae
Product: helicase ARIP4
Exons: 8
Coding region: 288-5300 (1670 amino acids)
Cellular component (GO): nucleus
Molecular function (GO): ATP-dependent chromatin remodeler activity; ATP binding; ATP hydrolysis activity
Source: RefSeq, a predicted model, not a curated record
UCUAUGUAGAGUAAUGUAUACAUUAUAUACAAACGUACAUGUUGAAAACAGCGAGAAAAUAAAUCGAGAAUAACAUUUUAAAUUAAUAUAAUAACAAUCGGAAGGACCUGGUCCUCGUAAUCACAGUGCCGCACGCGAUAAGCCGAGAAUCUCAAGAACGUUCGCCAAUUAAGUGAACCUCCCAAUCGUGCACAUAGAAAAACAUCCAUAUGUAUAAAAUAACAAUAAUUAAGAACCUGCGUUGUUAAUUCUUUUAUCUGAAACCCCCGUUCGCCGGCUGCAUGUAAAUGGAUAAUCCAGACGCCAACAUGGAAGAGUCAAACCCAAAUUACGAUGUUAACCAAAGACUACAAAAGCCGGAGGGUUGGCCCAACGUCAAUGAGUUCCAUCCCUCCGUAAUGUAUCCGGAUGAUCCCAGGCGGUACUUCCACAAUGCCGCCACAGACCCACAGCACCAGCCACAGCAACAUCCGCAGCAGCAGCCAGAGCAGCAUCCGGAUCAGCAUCCGCAGCAUUCGCAGCAACAGCCGCAGCAACAUCCACAGCAGCAGCAACAUCCACAGCAGCAGCAACAUCCACAGCAACAGCCGCAGCAAACGCCGCAGCUGCAGCCGCAACAACAUCCACAGGCACAGAUACAGCCUCCCAUUCCUGUACCCAUACCCACACCCAUGGAAGGGACUAUGGAAGUUCCCGUUAAGAUGCCAGAAUACUGCCCCGAGAUAAGCCAGCCCGUCGAGCCUGACCGGGUCAUCAAUCCCCUGGCCGAGGUAGCCAAAAACACAGUACCUUACGGCCACAAGCGCAAGAACUCGGCGGGAGAGGACCAGGCGGCGAGCAAGAAGCUCAGUCUGGCGGCCGCCGAGGAGAAGAAGAACAGUCACCUGCGGAAGAACAUCCGCGACGUGAUGAACGAGAACAAUCUGGACACAACCACGCUGGCGGCCCAGCGGGAGGAAUCGGAACGCUUGGCUCGCGUUGCUGGUCAACAGAAGUCAAUGCGCGAGAUCCAGAAGCAGGUGGUGCACAAGCAGAUCUUCCGCAUCCUGCAGCUGGACGAAAGCGAAGGCAUCGAGAGCUGUGCCGUGGCCAAUCCCGUCGAGCACCACCCGCCCGUCGACUUUCCGGAGGAGGAGAUCGCCUCGGACACGUUUGACGAUUCGAACAGCAGCAGCCUGAGUGGCGGUAGCAUUGAGGACGUCCUGCACAAGGGAGCCAGCGCGCAGCCCAGCGAGGUGGUCACAAUAGACGACAGCUCCGACGAUGACUGCAUCCUUCUCUCCGAGGAGGAGGAGGAGGAAGAUGACGAGGACUUAAACGAGUCGGACGACGCCACCAACAGCGGUAUGCAUGUCAAAGAUAUAUACAAUGUUCCCGACGAGAACGGACAGGUGGUGGUCAACAUGGCGCAUCCGGAGGGCGAGGAGACCCUGUACCUGGCCCCGCAGAUAGCGAAAGUGAUAAAGCCGCACCAGAUCGGCGGCGUCCGCUUUCUGUACGACAACAUCAUCGAAUCCACACGGAGGUACAACAAGUCGAGCGGCUUCGGCUGCAUUCUGGCCCACUCCAUGGGCCUGGGCAAGACGUUGCAGGUUGUUUCCUUCUGUGAUAUUUUCCUGAGACAUACCUCGGCAAAGACAGUGUUGUGUGUGAUGCCCAUCAACACGCUGCAGAAUUGGCUAAGCGAGUUCAACAUGUGGAUUCCGCGCUACUCGACGGACAGCAAUGUUCGCGCCCGCAACUUCGACAUCUUCGUGCUGAACGACCAGCAGAAGACGCUGACGGCUCGGGCGAAGGUGAUUCUCAAUUGGGUUCACGAUGGAGGUGUGCUCCUCAUCGGCUACGAGCUGUUCCGACUACUGGCCCUCAAGCUGGUGAAGACGCGCAAGCGAAAGGGUAGCGUCAUCCGGCCCGACGGCAUGGACUCCAGCAGCGAUCUCAUGAAUCUGGUAUACGAGGCCUUGGUGAAGCCGGGGCCUGACUUGGUAAUCUGCGAUGAGGGACACCGGAUCAAGAACUCCCACGCCGGCAUCUCGCUGGCCCUGAAGGAGAUCAGGACGCGGCGUCGUAUUGUGCUCACCGGCUACCCCUUGCAGAACAAUCUGCUCGAGUACUGGUGCAUGGUGGACUUUGUGCGACCCAACUACCUGGGCACCCGCACGGAGUUCUGCAACAUGUUCGAGCGGCCCAUCCAGAAUGGCCAGUGCGUGGACUCCACGCCCGAUGACAUCAAGCUCAUGCGAUACAGGGCGCACGUGCUGCACUCCCUGCUGCUGGGAUUCGUUCAGCGGCGAUCGCACACUGUGCUGCAGCUGACGCUGCCGCAGAAGUACGAGUACGUCAUCCUGGUCAAAAUGACCGCCUUUCAGCGCAAGCUCUACGACACCUUCAUGACGGAUGUGGUGCGCACAAAGGCCUUUCCAAAUCCGCUGAAGGCCUUUGCUGUUUGCUGCAAAAUCUGGAACCAUCCAGACGUUCUGUAUAAUUUUUUGAAAAAAUGUGAGACUGAUUUAGAUUUAGAAAUCGACGAGGAGGUUUCCAAGGGCGCAGCCACGCCCAUAGUGGAGCCCAGUGCAGAUUCUUCCUUGAGUUUGGCAUCGCCCAUCGAGAAGAAAAUCAAUGGAUCCGGGGAUCCGAUCAAUAGUAUCGAAACAUUUUCCAAAGCCGAGAAUCAAACAUUAUUCAACAUCCCCGCAUCAUCGGAUUUGAAUGCUAAAUACUUGAACAAGAGUCCAAGCUUCUACGACGAAAAACCUGAGCCACUUAAUUACGGAUCUUUCGGCAGUGAGGGGAAGAACAACUACUGGAUGGAUUCCAGUAUUCUACCCAAGCCGGGAUGCGUGGAAGUCAUUAAGCAAACGGACACGAACAUGUCGAGCAACUUUGAAAGUAUUACGGGGUCUUCGGAGAUCGUGGACCUGGACACAAACGAAAUAAAAACCGUCGAAACGACGAUACAAGCGCCGUGUUCCAACAAUCAACUAGAUAAUGGUUGCAGCGCUGGCAAGCCAAGUGAAUGGAACGCCGCGGGCAGUAAAAACUCAAGUGGCGUUGCUGCUGCCGAGCCGUUCAAAAAGCUACUGAAGAGCAAGCAGCGAAACGAAGAGUUCUCGUGCUCGUGGGCUGUGGAUUUGAUGAAGAACUACGUGUCUGGCCUAAUAUCGAAUUCGCCCAAGAUGGAGAUAUUCUUCUGCAUCUUGAAGGAGAGCCUGAAUUUGGGAGAUCGUAUUCUGUUGUUUAGCCAAAGCCUAUUAACCUUAAACCUACUCGAAGUCUAUCUGAAAUCUAGUUAUGUUCCUGGUAGCAACCAACUUUGGACUAAAAACAGCUCUUAUUUUCGUUUGGAUGGUUCUACUUCCUCGCAGGAAAGGGAAAGGCUAGUCAAUGAAUUUAAUGCAAAUAGUAAUGUUAAGCUUUUUUUAAUAUCAACAAGAGCCGGCUCAUUGGGGAUAAACCUCACCGGAGCGAAUCGCGUUAUAAUAUUCGAUGCUAGUUGGAACCCCUGUCACGAUACACAAGCUGUAUAUAGGAUUUAUAGAUACGGUCAGACAAAGCCGUGCUUUGUGUACAGAAUCGUAAUGGACAAGUGUCUGGAGAAGAAGAUCUACGAUCGGCAGAUCAAGAAGCAAGGAAUGUCCGAUAGAAUCGUCGAUGAAUGCAAUCCCGAGGCGCAUCUUUCCAUGAAGGAUAUCACAAAUCUGUGCCAGGACUAUGACUCUGAUGAAGACACUGUCGAGGAGGUGAAUAAGUCUGCAGGCGAUAUGAGUAAGCCAGGCUCGCCGUCGGAGGAAGGAAGCAAGCCAGGAAGUGCAAAUAUGUCGCCAGAAGCGUCGAGUAAAUCAAAUAAUGGACCCACGAAGCCACUAGACGAUCAAAAUGAGUCUAAAUCACCAAACGGUGCCUCUCACUCGCCAAUCAAGACCGAAAAGAACGAUGGCCAGGAGCACGCUGUCCAUGUCGACGGCAUAAUAAACACUAUUCUCGACAUGCACAGGCACUGUGUUACAAAGGAACCAUUCAUGCACGAGAGUUUGUUGGUCGAUCAGAAGGACAGGAAGCUGUCGCAAGCUGAAAAAAGACAAGCUCAUCGAAGCUACGAGCUGGAAAAGAAAGCUGCCGUCAAUCAGAGAUUCACCUAUGCGCCUGCGAAAAUGAAUUACAAGAUCGUGAACAACGAUGGAACGGUGAUUACCAAGCCAAUGAACCAGCAAAUGAAAACCAAUACAUCGUCCUCAACUGGGGGCCGAUCAACGCGAUGGAUUCCGGCUGACGUUUGGCAAAGACAGGGGAUGACUGCCCAAGAAAUGACCUUGCCUCUUGAUGUUGUCAUUCCCACAAAUUCGGCCGAUAAGGCCAAUAUAAUUCUGAAGGCAGGUCAGAGAGUUAUGGUUCUGAAGUCGGCGAAGGGAAUUUACAUGCAGUUGGACAGCGGGAAGAUCAUAGCUAUAAGGACCACGGCCAAAACUGAACCAGAAAAGACAAAUAAGGACGAUGUGAUUGACAUAACUGACGAUGGUGACACCGAUACCGCCAAGCCCCAAUCUCCAGAGGAAGAUGUGAAAGAUCUGACUGCUGAUGACGAGCCUCGUGUGGUGAAGAACAAGGAAUCCACUGCGACGACAACUAGCCGACCAGAAAUGCCUGCCAAGGACAGAAAAUCCACGGAGAACGUGCAACAUUUUAAGUCGCAGACACAACCAAAUACUACUUUAGCCGCCACAUCCAAUCAGCAUCAGCUGCCAUCUGACCUAAGCUACCCACAGCCGCAGCAGUCCCAUCAGCAGCCGCAGCAACAAGCGUCGCAGCAGCAACCGGCGCAGCAGCCAGCACCGCCGGCAUACAAGCAUCAGAACCACCUGCCGGCCGCCGGAGAAGGUUACAGCAACGCCAAUAGUAUUCAGCCCAAUGCGCCGCUCCCACCGCAUCCGGGAGCUCCGAACAGCUCCGAGGCACCGCCGCCAGCGGAUAGUUCGUACUUCCAGCCCAAGCCCUUUCAGCACACAUAUCCUCCCCAGUACUACGACUACUACGACAAUAAGCACAAGUCCGCACCACCAGGCUCCGGCUACCACAUUAAUAACUACACCUCAUACGGCAAUCUGAACUUCGCACCGUACCAUUCCAACCUGCAUCCACCGGCGUCCUACAUCGGCGCUCCGUCGUCCUACGUGAACUCGAAUGUUUUCCCCCGGCAGCAUUGGAGUUCGGUUGUUAACUCCUCACCAGCGUCAAGCGAGUCUAUGCGACAGCCAUCGUACAUCGGCAGUACUUAUCCCGUCAACGAGUGGUCGUCGCAAUAGCGAGUGUAAAUAGACAGACUAUGUAUGGUCCAAUAACUCCGUGUCCAGUUCAGGGCGACGCCGCCAUAACGAGCUCAAAUAUACUCAGAUUAUUAGUUAUUGAUAAUUGUAUUGCUUUGCCUUUGCAUUUGAUUCGUAACGAUGUUUGUACAUAUAUGUACUGUAUAGAUGAUUGGUCGAAAGGCGGUUUUAUAAUUGUUUUCCUUACAUUUUUGAAUGUAUUCAAAGUUCGUUGUUUGUAUUCUGUGUUCGCCCAAGAAGUAAACUUAAUUAUACUAGACAAUUAAUAAGAUCACACACGUGAUCAAUAAACCACUAAAUGCUUCCUAUACUUAUUAAAUUUACAUUUCCUGCGGCUUGCGAAUCAGAAGGUUUUAUUUUACCUUGUAGUUUAGGUCGUUUAGGUGCCACCUUGACUGGACAAACAGAGCUCGGCCUUUAUUCCUUACCAUUAUUUUCCACCUAUUUAUUUAUUACCUUAACAUAGUGAAUUCCUUUUAAACGCAUAACUACGCUAGGUUAUUAGUUUUCAUUCUGAAAAACAACAAAAGCUAAAUAAAUAUUCAUAGCUCGUAACAUACCGUCUAAGCAAUCGAUCGUUCUACCCAAGUGUAUUUAACAUAAAACCACGAAUAGAAAAACUCAUACGGAAUAACAUUCGAAGAUUGGUCUCUUUUUGUUAAGGGCAGCCGUGCCCAGAAGGAAACCAAGAACACAUUGACAUUAGUCUAGAUUAUAGCAGAUUCGAAAUAAUAAACAAGCUUUGAUUGAACAAUGUUAGAUCUAAGCAAUAAAGAAAAGUAUUAAACAACCGA